GCGAACUGCGCAUGCGCAUGACCGAGCUCUCGGAAGCAAAGUCGGCCUGAUCCAAAGGGUCCACAUCAAGAAUCGAAAAUAAGCGGUAGUUACUACUUUGAAAACGACAUUAGGAGCCAUGUCAGGAUUGCUGGACGGGAUUCGGUGCGGAGAAUGCGACUGCAAUGUGGAUUGGAGUGAAAAAAGAAACACCGUCGCAUCGAUAGCUGCUGGGGUUCUGUUCUUCACUGGUUGGUGGAUCAUCAUCGAUGCAGCAGUGAAGUAUCCUACUCAAGAGGAAUUUCCCCAUUCUUAUCACACAUGUGGAGUCAUCGCGACGGUGGCUUUUCUGAUGAUAAAUGCUGUGUCAAAUGGCCAAGUGAGAGGUGACAGCUACAGUGAAGGCUGCAUGGGGCAGACAGGCUCUCGCGUGUGGCUCUUCAUUGGCUUCAUGCUGUCUUUUGGAUCCCUCAUUGCCUCCAUGUGGAUCCUCUUUGGAGGUUUUGUAGUGCCUAAGAAUCCUAUCGUGUACCCUGGAAUUGCCAUUUUCUUCCAGAAUGCAUUCAUUUUCUUCGCGGCCCUGGUGUUCAAGUUUGGACGUACAGAGGAUCUGUGGCAAUAACUGACUCCCAAGUGUGUCUGUCCGUCAUUGUUAGACUGCUUUCUUUGUUGUUUCGGACAAUAUGCUUCAGGCUUCAGUGGUUCUUCAUCACUUUUUAUGUAGCCUUUGUAGCGUGCAGGAUUGACUUGUUUUAAUUUAUAUUUUUGUUGCUGUUUUAAAAGGCUAACUCCUAACCAAGCACAAAUCGUAGAAUCAUUCACAGAUUGACCGUUUUGGAAUGUGGCACAUUUUGACAAUGUGUAUCUGCCCCCCGGGCAGCUGUGCUGUUGAAGAGAAGUAUAAAACUUUUGUGUAUGACAUUUAUUUUGGGAAGUCUACGUCCAAGCCUCCUGUGGGUAUGCUUAUGUUCUCCCUUCAUUUUAUGUACUGUAACCUGUUAGCAGAGUGAAAAGAACACAUUUUGUGAUGAUGUAUAAAAAGACUUAACUGAGGCAAUUACCAUGAAAAUGCAUUCUGAGAGAACUCACCAUUUGAGAUUGUCUCUCUCUGAAAUAACAUUGAGUUCUGAAUCUCGUCAUGCAGAUUUAUUGUAAAGUAAUUAUGGUUUUGCAUAGCUUAAUUGAGGUCAACAUUUUUUCACAACUGUCCGGUAGAUUUACUUUCUAUGUGCAUCCAUUUCUUACUUUUGUGAAAUGGGGCCAGUUUUUGGCUUCCAUGGCAUAAUUAAACAAUCAUUCUGAGCAGGA
This is a messenger RNA of Hippocampus comes (tiger tail seahorse), 1287 nucleotides long. It is a transcript of the gene tmem50a, whose product is annotated as transmembrane protein 50A. The record is from RefSeq and is a predicted model, not a curated record. The transcript has 7 exons. Lineage: Eukaryota; Metazoa; Chordata; Actinopteri; Syngnathiformes; Syngnathidae. Bases 119 to 601 code for a protein of 160 amino acids.